Messenger RNA from Ostrea edulis (European flat oyster), 1498 nucleotides. RefSeq lists its product as uncharacterized. Bases 79 to 1191 code for a protein of 370 amino acids. The transcript has 2 exons. The record is from RefSeq and is a predicted model, not a curated record. NCBI's taxonomy places the organism in Eukaryota, Metazoa, Mollusca, Bivalvia, Ostreida, Ostreidae.
CCGCAAUAUGGAAGUUGUAUAUAAAGCCAAAUCUCUUGUUAGAUUUCAUUACGAAGUAUUUGAUCAAAUCUGUCUGCCAUGAAGUAUCUGAUUUCAGUUUGCCUCUUUCUUUUCAUUAUUACUAUCGAAGGUAGGAGAUAUGGAGAGAAAAGACCCCCAUUUCAUUCACUAAAAGGCUUUUUGGGCGGUCCAAGAAAAACGUUUGGAGGAAAAGGAAUCAUUGGAAAUAAAAAGAGGACCGGAUUCUUAGAUGGUUUUCGAAAGAGAGGAUUUCUUGGGGGACCCAGAAAAGGAUUCAAAGAAGGCAUUAUUAAGGACAAAGGUCUCAUUCCACCUAUAUCUGACAUCAUUCCAUUAAAGCCCGAUAUCAUGCCAGUAAAACCUGGCUUUAUUCCAGGGAAAUCCGAUAUAAUUCCAGUUAAUCCUGGCUUUAUUCCAGGGAAUUCCGAUAUAAUUCCAGUUAAACCUGGCUUUAUUCCAGGGAAAUCCGAUAUAAUUCCAGGAAAAUCCGACAUUCUUCCAGGUAAAACUGGAAUUAUUCCAGACAAGACUGGAGUAAUUGACGCCUGUCCCCCAAGACCAUGUCUUCAAACACAAGAAUUCAUUCCACAGGAAUGCCGUAGACCACAAUUUUUCCUCCACAAUGGACGUGAAUGUCCUGACUGUGAUAUCGAUAUAUGCAUAGGCGGAUCUGUUCUUCCCGAUAUUCGAGGAGGGUGGGGAAGUGGUUUAGGACCCCGUGGUCCUCUUAGCCCUGGGGGACCUAUUAUACCUAGAGGGAAUCUCCCGGGAGAUCUAGAUCGGCGAAGCGAUUUUGGACCGGGAUUUCCCGAUGUUUCACCGGGAAUAAACACCCAAAUCGGUGGUGGUUUAUUUCCAGACCUUCCAUUCGCCGGACGAUUUGGAUCUGAUCGGAUCAAUAGAGGUUUCGGUGGUGUUGACCAAUUCGAUGUACAAAACAGAGGACAGUUUGGUCAGAUACCAAGUAUUACACGAUUUAGAGGUUUUGACCAAUCGGGAAUUCAGAACGGAGGACAGUUUGGUCCAAUACCAGGCAUCGCAAGAACUGGACUUGUGAAUCGCCUUAAUGCCGGAUUUGAAUUUAAUCCCUCGUGGAACACAGGAAAUGUGGGAGAUUUCGGUGCCUCAUGGAGAGACAAUACGCUGCCUAUCAAUAGUCGGUCAAUCUAGUUAUUGCAUUCUGUGAUAUAAUUAUUAAUUUUUAUAUGCAUAUGAAAUCCAAUAUAUAAUAAAAUGUUACUUUUAAUCUUAAGCUUCAUUACUUAGAUGAUGUAUGUGUUCUAAUAUAUUGAAAUGGCUUUGGUGCAAAUAAAAUGGCGCUAAGCUAUGAGUAACGUUAAAAUAUUGUUAGUCGUACUUUGAAAUCACACAUUCUGGUUUGUGUCAAACAAUUCCUGACCCACAUUUACACUGAAUAUGUGUAACUCUAAGCGAUGAGGAUCUAAUUAAUAUGGAAAAAUCAAGCAGCCUCACAUGA